Triticum dicoccoides is the source of this 1366-nucleotide messenger RNA. RefSeq names its product zinc finger CCCH domain-containing protein 10-like. The record is from RefSeq and is a predicted model, not a curated record. The transcript is spliced from 2 exons. The coding region runs from base 301 to 1200 and encodes 299 amino acids. NCBI's taxonomy places the organism in Eukaryota, Viridiplantae, Streptophyta, Magnoliopsida, Poales, Poaceae.
ACAAUGCAUGAUUUGUAGAACAUAUCAUCCCCAUCCUCAGCAUUCAUUCAUAGCCUCGGCCUAGCUAUCUUAGAGAUCUUAGUCUAAACCAUCCCAUCCUCAACAUUAUUUCACAACCAUGGCCUAGCUACAUAUAAUCUCGAGAGUUUUUAGUCCAAAUCAUCCCCCAUAUCCUGAAAAAGAAUUCACAACCAUGGCCUAGCUACUAUAAUGUCCAUGAGUUUCUAGUUUUUAGUUAGUAUAUUGUUAAUUUUUUGGAGAGUUUGCUGUGUUUGAUCAAGGAGAUCAAGGAGGACGGCCAUGGAACUGGACAUGUAUAACAUGGUGGUGCAGGCGGACGGCAGCGUCACAUACCAGCUGACCGACCCAACAACGUGGGGCGCGUGGGCACACGAUGGGCAUCGGCUGUGGGCGUCCAUGUCGGAGGAUUUCUGGCUGUACGAGUACAAGGUGCGACGGUGCCCGCAGCCGUACAGUCAUGACUGGACGGCGUGCCCCUAUGCGCACAAGGGCGAGCGUGCUCGCCGCCGUGACCCGCGCCGCUUCAACUACGUCGCCGUCUCCUGCCCGGAGUAUCGCGCCAAUGCGCACGCGCACGCGCAGCUCGGGCUCGCCGCCGCCGGUCACCCGCCGCCGACCUGCGCGCGCGGGCUCAGGUGCCGCUACGCGCACGGCGUCUUCGAGUUGUGGCUGCACCCGUCCCGGUUCCGCACGCGCAAGUGCGAGGCAGGCACGCGCUGCCAACGUCGGAUCUGCUUCUUCGCGCACUUCACCCACGAGCUCAGGGGCGAGGACCCGGUCGCCGCCUUCGCUGCCACCGCAGUGCCGCCUUCGACCUUGGCCAUGCUGCGGACGCCGCCCCGCAUCUUCCAACGCACUCCAUCCACUCCUGUGACGCGUCCGCAGGUUGUUUCAACUCCACAGCUGUUCGAUGACCUCACCCUACAGGCCACUCCAAACAGGCUUCGCAUGCUGAGCCUAUACUCUGCCAUCACCGGGGACGAUGUUUUCUCCUCCCCCGUCGCCACCGCCUCCGCCGUCGCCACUGCUGCCACCACCAUGCCGACCCUCAGGGCGCCCUUACCGGCAAACGAGGACGGGCAUGAGGAGGACUCUAAAUCCGUGCACUACGCGGAUGACGAAGACUCCCUGCUGAACGACUACCCGCACCGAGAUCUCAUCAUGGACUUUAUGCGCUAGGUAUCCGAGGGCGCCAAGUGCGGUGGUCGGUCCUCAAGAACAUGCCUAUAUGUGUAUAGCAUUCCUGGUCAUAAAUAAGUGUCGUCUCUAUGGGAGAUAUAUAGUAUCUAAUGGAGAUGUACAAUGUCAUUGCCAAUUAUUGUAUUGUUAUGUUGUUGUUUUAUCU